GGAUGAGAUGUUCUGCCUGCCGCACGCACGGCAGCCGAGUUGCCGUGACGCGCUUCUAAAAUUGCUGCCGUAGAACCUCAACCUUGCGGCUCAAUCUCUAAGCAGCGGCUGCUCUCAUGCAUCCGCUGAUUGCUUCUGAUUGCUGCUGAUUACGGCACAAACAUCGGUCAUAGUGGUCAGAAAAACCACGUUGGACGCUACCAAUGCGGCAGCUCAGCAUUCCUGCCGCACAGGGACUGCCAGUUCCGUCGAUCACACGAGAGAUGACAGACUUCGAAGUGGCCGAUACUUCUAAGAACCACCCCGUUCAAUGCGUCGCACAACAUACUACCAGUACCCCUCCCACGAUGUUCCCUCCAGAUCACCCUGCUAUCGCCAGCCUUCCAGCGGCACUGGACGACUCCCCCGGGAAGCAGGUGCGGCAGCGGCUGGAGGACAUAGAGACGCGCAUAUUGGAGAGCAAGCUGCAGUGGCUCGCCACGCAGCGCCAGCUCAGCGCCGUGCGAUGCCGCCACUUCAUGGACCUGCUACGCGCUACCGUCGCCACCGAUCUUCAUCACCAGCAUCAUGUGGAAUUAACAUCGGGUGGUAUAGACUCGGUGCGUCGUGCUGCUCGGCGUGAGCUCCCCGAGUCGGGCUUCCCGCGUCCAAAAAAUCGCGAUUGGAGCGAUGGACGCGGGAGCUCGCCGCGUUGCCACCGGCGUGGCCUGUGCAGCACGCGAUCGGAGUCGGACUUGGGGCGAGCCGGGCUGGUUUUCGGCAGCACGGGCCGCAAUGCGGCGGCGUUACUACUACCCAAGACGCAGAGCUGCGAAAUCGGACUGUGUCAUCCUGAUGGCUCUAGUAGUCCCACACGGAGUACUGCCCCUCUGGUUCCUACAUCCCGCGAUGGCGAUGCUGCGGCAGCAGCAGUAGCGGCAACAGCAGCUGCUGCCGAUUCUUGCACUGAUCAAACGCACGCGAAGGCGUUUCCGCCCUCCUGCCUCUGCCGCUCUUUCCCCGCCCAAUCGGACAUUUCGACGCGCCACCAUCACAGCUUCACUCAAGGAGAACCCAUGUCUCCCAAUCAAAACCUUUCCCGCCAUCGCCGGCGGUUCCGCCGCUGCCAUUCCGUCAGAGCUUACUCCCUGCCCGUACAGUCCCUGCAGUCCCUGCAGCCCCUGCAGUUCCUGCAGCCCCUGCAGUCUCUGCAACCCCCCAAGUCCCCGCAGUCAAGUGAUGAGGAAUCGGCUGAUAGCGUCUCACCAUCCCACUUUCCCCAGGGUUUCCGGAUCCUCAGCGCGGAGGCAGAAUGAGCAAAGGGAGGAGGUUCUCUGUAGGAGUAUGUCGUCCUCCCUGGUGCUCUUCCCGUGAGGAAGCUCCGCCUGGUUCUGGGGAGGGGGAAAUAAGCAUGCUGACAUGACAUGACAUGGCUGCACUGCCACAGGUUAGAGCUGUAGGAUGAAAGUUGUGUUAUACCUAGGUACUGUCACACGUGGCCAUCUGGCUCCGCCUUGAGUGACGCUGGACGUUUCUUAUGUGUUCCUGAAUCCUGAUGUUCUAAUUGACACAGAUG
Messenger RNA from Closterium sp. NIES-67, 1555 nucleotides. The record is from the annotation of a GenBank genome assembly. Lineage: Eukaryota; Viridiplantae; Streptophyta; Zygnematophyceae; Desmidiales; Closteriaceae.